GCCCAGAGGUUUACGGAUCUUGCAUCAUUUUGCUAGGAAAAGAAGGGGAACACCCUGCCUCGCGCCCUCGUCUACCGCAUCUCUGUUGUUCCUUUUGCAAUCUCCCUUUAUUUUUCCAUUUUAAAAAAUAAAAUCUUAGCUUUGGAGCGGGUAAGAGAAAACGGCCGGACGUUGGAAACCAAGAUCUACGGAAUCUUCAGGCUUUAACAGUUCUUUAAAGACUUCUUCUCUACCAUUUGUGCUAGUUCCGUCUGUUUUUCCCCGUAUUACCUGAUUCAUUUCAUUUUUCGUUCUUCUGCAGGACUCCGUGAUGCCGGUUCUUGGCCCGGGAAAGCGGCUUCGUCGGCCACCUAAGUGCAGGCAACCGUCGGUCCUGAUGACUUGAAAUGCGGCAGCCCUUCUGGCCUCCCACCCAGAUGAAGAUGCAGCUUGUGGAACCGGAAGGCUCGAAGGGGAUGGGUUCUCCUGGGUGCUCGGAGAUAGUCGAACUGGUGGACGAGCCGAAAGAUGCUCGUUCGUGUGGGCUUACCCACUUGAGGGUGAGGGUCAAGCCAGUGGGGCAGGAGCUUGGGGCACGGUCGUGCUCGGUGGAGGAUGAUCUUGACCAGCUCAUCAGAUCGAUCAACGUGCGCACGUCGGCGAGGGCUUCUGGGCAGACGAGCACGGAUAGGCGGCUUAUUGCGCUUGGGAAGUCGCCAGUGUCGAGCUCAGAGAUUGUGGAGUCCGUGAGCCUGAAGCAGGCCCUGAGGAAGAUGUGCAUCUCACAGGCGUCGGAGAUGGCAGCCAUGAAGAGACUGUCAAAACCGACAGGGGUGUCCACCCCUUCUGAUUCUGGAGCAAUCAAGAAGCUACAUGGCUCUGUUGCAGUUCAAACCAAUGAGGAGCAAGAUGACAAGAGUAAGGCAGGGAAAGUUUCUGUGAAGCCUGAGAAAUCGGCAGGAAGUUCAGUGGGUAAGCCAAGUGAAAUCAGUAAGGGGCAGAGCAAGAGCUCAGCCAAGAAGAAUUUGAGAUCAGCAUCUCCUACCACAGGGAAUGUUCAUAAAACCAGAAUCCAAGAUGUGAUCAGUAACAAGUCAUCAGAGGGAGUUGAAGGUAUUUCUGUAGAAGUAACUCUGCCAAAGCAGAGAAAAGGUAAAUCAAUGAAAACAUCUAGCCCCCGGGCUGUUCCUGUAGGUGGCUCACGGUUGGUGAGGCCAAUGUUUCGGAAUAAAACCUCGACGAAAAAGAAGGUGAAACCUGAACCUGCUAUAGUGCCCGCAUCACACAAGCAUUGUGAGACGAAAGGUCCUAAAUCUCACACUAGUAAACAUCAGGAGUCCCUUCAGGAUGAACCCAGAACCCCAGCGCCAACUGACAAGAAGGCUGCUGUCAGCUCCACCACUGUUGAUGGAGCUGAUUUUGGCACUAAAGGAUGUGGUGUCGGUGUGAUCCAUGGCUCGAAGGUUGGUGAGUUGUUAAGAUCAAAGGAGAAGGGAGAAUGCUCCCAAAGCUCUAAGAGUAGCAUUGGUGAUUAUAGCACCAGCACAAGCAUCAGUGAGGACAGUUAUGGCAGCUUCAGUGCUAACAGAAGCAGGCCUCACAUGUCAAAGGAUGUGAGAUGGGGAGCCAUCAGGCGCAUGGCUAUCCAACAAGGGAGCUUGGGAUUAAAGAACUUCAAGCUUCUCAAACAACUUGGUUGUGGGGAUAUUGGCACUGUUUAUUUGGCUGAGUUAGUGGGCUCAGACUGCAUGUUCGCAUUGAAGGUUAUGGACAUCGAGUACCUCAUAAGCAGAAAGAAAAUGCUCAGAGCACAAACUGAGAGGGAGAUACUGCAAAUGCUCGACCACCCAUUCCUUCCAACCCUGUAUUCUCAUUUCACGACGGACAACCUUUCUUGUCUGGUAAUGGAGUUUUGCCCUGGUGGUGACCUACAUGUUCUUAGGCAGAAGCAACCUACCAAAACCUUUUCGGAAGCAGCUGCAAGAUUUUAUGUCGCUGAAGUCCUCUUAGCCUUGGAGUAUCUCCAUAUGUUGGGGGUCAUAUACCGUGAUCUGAAGCCAGAGAACAUCCUUGUUCGUGAAGAUGGGCACAUCAUGCUCUCAGACUUUGAUCUGUCGCUGAGGUGCUCAGUGAGCCCAAUGCUUGUGAGAACAUCAUCAGUAGACAGAGAUGAGCCAAGUAGGCCUUCUGGUCCCUGUGCACAAAGCUGCAUUGAUCCCCUGUGUAUCCAGCCAUCGUGGAGCAAUUCGUCUUGCUUCACGCCCAGUCUGGUUUCAUCUACACCGUCAAGGACACGGAGGACUAGAGCUGAACCCCUGAAGAAACCAUCACUUCCACAGCUCGUUGUUGAGCCUACGGAAGCAAGGUCAAAUUCGUUUGUUGGGACCCAUGAAUAUCUUGCCCCAGAGAUCAUUCGAGGAGAUGGCCAUGGCAGCUCGGUUGAUUGGUGGACUCUUGGAAUCUUCCUUUACGAAUUACUCUAUGGCAAGACACCAUUCAGGGGACCGGACAAUGACGAAACACUCUCAAAUGUGAUCUCACAGGGCUUGAAGUUCCCUGACAGUCCAGCAUUAAGCUUCCACGCUCGAGAUCUGAUCAGAGGGCUGCUUGUGAAAGAACCGGAGUACCGGCUUGGCUCGUCGAGAGGAGCUGCUGAGAUUAAGCGGCAUCCCUUCUUCGAAGGUCUGAACUGGGCCUUGAUCCGGUGGACUUCACCACCAGAGACCCCGAAAAAUAUUGAUACUGCAGCAACACUCGCGGGAACACGCAAGAAAAAGGAAGGCAAAUGUCUGGAAUUCCGGCUGAAUGGCGACGACAUCGAGUUCGAGCUCUUUUAGUUGUAGCUGUAGUGGUAGUCCCAAUGAUAUAUCAGUACCACGUAAGCGCAAGAGUAGUCUUUAGUCCCCCUUCCUUGCAGAUUUCUGUUCAUCCUUGGUCAUUUCGGACGUUGGGAAGUAAGGUAAGGUUGGCUGAUAAGCAUGUAACUUUAUGCGUUGUUAAUACUAUCCAAUAUUAGAAGACGCUGUUGGAAAAUUCCUGGGCAUGUGCGAGAUGCAACUAGUAGAAACAGCACCUUUGUGUUGCUGGAUGAAACA
This is a messenger RNA of Zea mays, 3074 nucleotides long. Its product is annotated as serine/threonine-protein kinase D6PK. The record is from RefSeq and is a predicted model, not a curated record. Gene Ontology annotation, biological process: protein phosphorylation. Lineage: Eukaryota; Viridiplantae; Streptophyta; Magnoliopsida; Poales; Poaceae. Gene Ontology annotation, molecular function: protein kinase activity; ATP binding.